CCGACGCGCUCAGCCACUCGAUCCAUCCACCUGGACUGCUUUGAGGGCCUCGAGCCGCACGCCUGUCGUCUCGCCCACGCCUCAGCUCGCCAGCUCUUCAACCCCACCUUGUCGCCCUCGUCAGCAAACGCCGUCCUCGUUCGCCCCGCCGUCAUGGCACCCAAGUUCAUGUCGACCCGGCAGGUCAUUGCCACAGCUAAAGCCUCACUCGCCUAUACUCUCGCCUUCAUCCUCAUCUUCAUCCACUCGUUCUCGCGCCUCAACCCCUACCCGGUCACGCUCUCUGGCGUUAUCCUCAUCUGCAUUGCUGGGCAACCGGGUCUAGCGGUCGGCGCAUGCUGGUACCAGGCCUUGUUCGCCGCCAUCGGUGUCGGUCUCGGCGGCGGAGCGUUCGCCAUCCUCGCCAAACUCGGUGGCUCAAGAGUUGCACAAGGCUUUGUGCUCGCCAUCUUUGUCUAUCUCGCCGCCCUCGUCAAGGCGCAGAGCCUGCGCUACUUCGGCAUGAGCCUCCUCUUCAUCAUUCUCGCGUUCAGCGGCGCCUACACUUCGGUUCUUUCGGGCGGCAGAUUCGUGCCCGAGUACCUCGAGGCAUACCUGGCCGCCUACUGCUGGGGCUUCGCCAUCGUCCUCGUCCUUCUCGUUCUUCCUCAUUCCGCCGAGAAGGAGCUUCGCGAGAUCCUCGUCAUCUCGCUCGAGCACAUCUCGACCUUCUCGCACCUGAUCGGCAAGACGUACCUCGUCGAGCUCACCGACGAGGAGCGCGUCGCCCGAGACGAGCUCAACCAGAGCAUCCGGUCCGACAUGGGCGUCCUCGGCCAGCGCUACGCCCAGGCCGGCAUCGAGAUCAACUACACGCGGUGGACGAUGCACGAUUACGGGUUCAUGGUCGCCAAGGUUCGGGCCAUGCAGCACGGCCUCAUCACGUCCUACUCGUCGCUCGUCUCGAUGGAGAAGUUCGACCCGGCCGCGCUCGAGAUCGUCAAGCAGGAGCUCCAGGACACACACGCCUCCAAGGCCUUCUCCAAGCUUCGUCGCAGCGCCGACCUGGCCUUCUCCGACAUCGUCAGCGAACUCGCCGUGGGCAAGGCCGACGGCAAGGUCGUCUACCACUCGCCCGCGCCCGGCGAGCGCCACUGGGAGGACUUCCACGAGGUGCCCGAGACGCCUGACCUCGAGUCGGGCACCGGCCGAGGGCGCCGCUUCUCGUUGUCAGUCCCCAACCCGUCGUCGAAGGAGGAGUCGGACGCGCUCCAGCAGCGCAUCGCGGCCCGCCUGCGCAAGGAGGUCAUGACGGCCGGCUCGACGCCGACGACGAGCCGCAGGCCGAGCAUGAGCACGGCGCCGGACACGCUCGUCGAGGGCGACGUCGCCUCGGCAGCUUCGGCUGCGCUCGCCGGGCACAAGGACGGCAAGAAGGACGGCAAGGUCGUCGACAAGGUCGCCUUUCUGCGCGGUGCAUGGCGUUCGUUCGAGGACUCGCAGUUGUCCGGUAUCGGGCGCAUGCUCGCGACGGGCGUCCCCGAGGAGGACGAGCUCCGCCUGUCUCGUCCCGGCCCGUCGAUGGCCGAGCAGUACGCCAACCCGCCGCAGCGCAUCAACUUCAAGCCGCAGGCGACGUCGACGGCGACGCACACGCAGGCGACGCCUGAUCUCGCCAAGCGCCCAACCAAGGGGACCGACUCAUCGAGCGAGGAUGAGAAGGUGCCCGAGUCGUCCACCAGCCCGUCUCGCCCGACCGACACGGUCCGCACCGCCGAGAUGAUCUGUGCUUCGGCCGUCAUGCGCUCGUUCGCCUUCCUCGCCGGUAUGGGCGCCGUCGGCGGCGAACUUGCCACGCUCUACGAGUACAUCGUGCCUCAGCCUGGUACCACGCCCCGCAAGAAGGCCAUCCGCUUCCACCUGUUCGAGUCGAAGCGCUCGCCCAAGCCGGCCAAGGACGCGUCGUCCAAGAUGUCGGUUCGCGAGGCGCUCGCUCGCCUUUCGGGUCGCGACUUUGUGGCGCCCAAGAAGAGCAUCUGGACUCGCAUUGCCGAGCUCGAGCGUCUCGCCCGUACGCCCGACUCGAUCUAUGCCGCUAAAACAGCUGCGGCCGUGUCCGUCUACGCCGUCUUCCUUCUCGCGCCGUCGCUUCAGAGCUACUUUGUCGACUACGGCUUGACGUCGGGCAUCAUCACCAUCGUCGUCGCCUUGGCGCCGACCCUGGGCCAAUCUCUUUUGACCUUCGUCAUCCAGAUCCUCGGCACCGGCUUUGGCUCUCUCCUCGGCCUCCUCAUCUUGCGCAUCUUCCUCGACGUCGGCGGCUACAAGUUCAACCCGUACGGCAUGGUGUGUCUGCUCGCUGUCGCCUCGUUCCCGCUAUCGGCCAUCAUCUACACGCGGCCUCAGUUCUUCGCCGGUGCACUCCUCGCGCUGAACGGCGCCGGCGUCCUGAUCGUCACCGAGUGGACGUACAACGAGGUGCCUGGCCAGAUCCGCCCCGGCUUCGACUCGCCCGCCUACCGCUGCGCGAAGCAAUUCGUCGCCAUGUGCAUGGCCCUGUCCAUCGCCGCCGUCUUCCAGAUCCUCAUCCUGCGUCAGCCGGCGCGCCAGACCCUGCGUCAGAAGCUCGCCCGCAUCAGCUGGCAGCUGAAUGGCCUCGGCGUCCUCCUGUCGUACCUCACCGAGGCCGUCAUGCCCAUGGUUCAGGACUCGACCGACUGCGCGCCGCCGGACUGGGACGUCGUCAGAGUCGUGCAGAAGGAGCUCAUCGGCCGCGAGGUCGAGAUCCAGGGCGAGCUACUCGGUCUCAUGCCCAUCAUGAAGUUCGCCUCAGUCGAGCCGACUUUCGGUCAGCCGUUCAAGGCGCCUGUUAUCGCCCGCAUCAUCCGGUCGCACCAGUUGAUCCUCGACCGCCUGCGCGAGGCGCGCACGGCCCUCGGCGAGGAGGGCUUCUCGCCCGAGAUUCGCAAGAACUUUUCCGACGUCCUCGUCCCGUACCGCAAGCAGGCCAAGCGUGUCACGCGAGCCCUCUCGUACUUUGUCGCCACCUCGCUCUCGACCAAGCAGCCGCUGCCUCCCGACCUUCCCUCAAUGAUCGGCGUCUCGAGGAUGUUGCAGCACGACGCGAUGGUGCUCAGCAGGAGGCUCACGAGGACUGAGGAGGGUCGCCGCAUCCUCGCCUCGUCGGUCUACCUCCGGUACUGGUUCUUCAUCUCGUCGAUGGCGUCCGUGUCGUAUAUCCUCGAGGGCAUGGAGAGCGACUUGCGCGAGCUGUUCGGCGACCAGAUCUUCUCGGCGCGCUCCUUGUACCCGUAGCAGGCCCUGUAUCUUUCGCGUUCCCUCUCUUUCUCU
Messenger RNA from Rhodotorula graminis WP1, 3330 nucleotides. RefSeq lists its product as uncharacterized. Lineage: Eukaryota; Fungi; Basidiomycota; Microbotryomycetes; Sporidiobolales; Sporidiobolaceae. The record is from RefSeq and is a predicted model, not a curated record. The transcript has 17 exons. Bases 154 to 3294 code for a protein of 1046 amino acids.